CUAAAUUUUGUUUUUGUUGAAGCUUGUGCUAUAGUAUUGUUUAUGUUUUCGUUAAAUGGUGUUUGACAGUUAAUAAGUUGGUCGAGCUUCGAAUACUUGUUACUAUGUUUAAUGUAUACUGUGAUAACGUUGCGUAUUUUGUGUGAUGACAUUUUUGAUGGAGCACAUUUAAUCCUUGUUGCUAGUAAUCUUGAAGGUUAAGAACGUUUAUUUGAACAGAAUGAAUUCUGUAGAGUAUCCUCUAAACUAAAAACCCUGAGAAAAAAUAGGAUAAUUUUUAUUAUGAAAUCAACUGCACAGUGCAUCUGGGCAGCAAUUGUGCUGUUUUUCCUUAGUUGUGUAAAUAGUAUUUACAAUAACACUUCACUAAACCCUAUUGUGGUUUCUGGAAACCAUAAUACAGCUUAUACUGUUUCUGUGAAUAUAACUUGUGAAUACAUAUAUGUAUUUUCAUGUGCAGGGGUAUCAUCAAUUCAACCAGCACGUGUGAAUGUGGAGCGUUUUAGCUUAAAUAUUUUUCCAAUUUUUGUGGUUGUGAAGCAGCAGAAAGGAGUUUUGUCAUGGGAACUCCCACUCCAUAUUGAUUCUCAGACAUCUUUAUCAACUUCUCGCACAGUAUGUCCAGAUGAAAAUUAUUUGUUCAAGGACAAUUCACAACUGUUUGUCUCUUUGUCGACAGCGAGCCCAGAAAAUGUGAAUGUUUCAUUACUAGUUACUCAGGAGACUUACUUUGUGGUGAAGUUGUAUGAGGAACGCACUAUAACUGUAUCGCCUGCAGAGCCACGGUACUUUGCUUUCAAAUUUGGCAGUAAAAGUGCAGACACAGUUUUGUUGCAGGUUCAUUCCAAUGAUGAUCUGUGUACAACUGUUUCAAUACAGAAUAUUAGUUGCCCAGUUUUUGACCUUGAACACAACGUUGAGUUUGAAGGAUACUGGCAGACUGUAACCAAACAAGGUGGAAUCACACUUACAAAAAAGUUAUUUCCUAAUGGAUUCUACAUAGUGUUUGUGGUAAAAGCGGAUGACUAUGAUUGUUCUGGCUCAUACACGAGUCUGACGCCUGCCAUCAAUACGUCCGCUCCCUCUCGGAACAAAUCUUUGACAUUUUUUGUGAGGCCAAGCAUUACGCCCGAAGAAUAUUUUGUGGCAGCAGUUUCAGCUGUUGCUGUUUUAGGUGUCUUUUGUAUGCUUUAUUUGAUUUUUUCAGUCAUUUACUUCGUCAGAAACGUCCAUGCUAAUCCUGAGGAGAGAGUGCUGGACGACACCAGCUGGGCUGAUACUGGUGAAGGCAGCAUCCAGGAGUGCCCAGGUCACAGUUUAGCACCUUCAUUCAACCAUUCAGAUUCAUCACUUGAUGAAACUGACAUUGACAUGCUGAUGGACGCUGACAGCGAAAAAGAGAUUUUUAGAACGAAAACAGUUCUUACCGUAGCAGACUUGGCACGCAAACAUCCCCGUGUUUUGCACAAAAAAUCACAGCUAUAUUUGUGGAACUUGCUGACGGUUGCAGUAUUCUACUCAUUACCAGUAGUUCAACUCGUCAUCACAUAUCAGAAGGUUCUCAACCAAACAGGAAACCAAGACUUAUGCUACUAUAACUUCCUAUGUUCACAUCCUCUUGGCCUGCUAAGUGACUUCAACCAUGUAUUUUCCAACAUUGGCUACUUUUGCCUUGGCUUGCUUUUCAUUGCUCUCACAUAUCGUCACAAAACAAUCAGCAGGACACAAAACAAGGUGCAUGGAAUUCCUCAGCACUAUGGACUUUUGUAUGCUAUGGGUGCUGCACUGAUGAUGGAAGGUGUGCUGAGCGGUUGUUACCAUGUGUGCCCUAAUCAUUCCAACUUCCAGUUUGAUACAAGCUUUAUGUACGUUAUUGCAAUGAUGUGCAUGGUGAAGAUCUACCAAACGCGACAUCCUGACAUCAAUGCCAAUGCAUAUGCCACUUUUGGUGUGCUGGCAAUUGUAAUUUUCAUUGGCAUGUGUGGUGUAUUGACUGGAACACCUUACUUUUGGAUAGUGUUCACUAUUGUACAUUUGAUAGUGUGUUUGCUGCUGAGUGUUCAGAUUUACUACAUGGGCAGAUGGAAUUUAGAUGUUGGCAUAUUCAAACGAACAUUGUCUGUGAUAAAACAUGACUUCCUGGCUAAUCCUAGAGAUUGCAUUCGACCAGUAUACCCCAACAGAAUGGUGCUUCUUAGUUUAGGUAAUAUUUUCAAUUGGCUGUUGGCUGGUUUUGGACUUCUGUAUCACUUGCGAGACUUUGCUACGUACCUUCUUGCCAUAUUUAUGGUGAACCUCGUGCUUUACACCACAUUCUACAUUGUCAUGAAGUUGUGCCAUAAGGAGAAAAUACUUAUCCAGCCUCUAAUCUACAUUAUCAUGGCAUUGCUUUCAUGGAGUGCUGCACUUUACUUCUUUUUUAAUAAGUCAAUUUCUUGGGCGUUGACGCCAGCAGAGUCGAGAGCUUACAACCAGCCUUGUGAACUUCUUGAUUUUUAUGAUAAACAUGACAUUUGGCACUUUCUCUCUGCUGCAAGUAUGUUUUUUUCGUUCAUGGUCUUGCUAACCUUGGACGAUGACUUGACAACCGUGGAGAGAACAAAAAUUCCUGUGUUUUAAUGUAGUCAAGGAAAUAUUUGGUGCUGACUUGCUGUGAAUUUUUUAUUGUUUUUUUUUUACUUUAUAUGUCUAAAAUAUACUUUUAUGUUGAAAUUUAUGUAAUUAAUGAUGAACAUUGUAUAUAGUGUUAUGUUUAUUGUGUUACUUACCAAUGACUUUAAGUCAUUGAUGGUUUUAAAGAUAUGUUUUUAUAAAGUUGUUAAAUAUUAGAAGUACAUAUUCUUUGUUAACAAUGUGUGAAUGUCUACAGAGGCUUGCAUUUCUGUCUAGCCCAGGAAUCUGUACCUAGGGCAAACCACCUUGUCUCACAUAGUGUACGUAUUAAGAAGACUUUUAAAAAAAAUUUAAGUAAAAGUAUUAACUAUAUAAUCUAAGUACAGCUAUGAAAUGUUACCAUGUUGGCAUUCUGUUAUCUUGAACUUGUUCCUCCAAAAGUUCAUGACAUUUAAAUCUUUCACAUUUACUAUUAAAAUGUAAACCCACGAGGCCAUGAAACGUAUAAAACAUUUUUUGAAAUUAAUAAGAUCAAUGAACUAAGUUCACCUGUAACAUUAUAGUCGCACACUAACUACAGUACACUCAUGAUUAUCUGCUCUUAUCAAGGGAAGCAUUGCCACAGAGAAUUCAAACUUGCAGAUUAUCUAAAAUGUUUUUGCCCAUUCAAAAGUUACGUGGACCUGAUAAAGCAUUUAAAUUGCACUAUUGAAAUAUUUACAAUGGUAAUUUGGGGACUUGAAAAUGUUAAAUCAAUUUUUUUAAUGACUUCGGUUAAUUUUAAUAAUGAGCAUUUUCUGAAUAAAUGUGUACUUUAGAAAGUAUAAAACCUCUUGUUGCCAAAGAAAGCAUGAACGAGCUAUGCCUGGUUAAAAGAAAAUGGCUAAUGCAACAUUUAUUUUCAGUAGCUCAAUGCAAGAAAAUGAGUGAUUUUAUUGUUAAAUUUUAAAUUAUGUCACUAGUCACAUGUCUUCCUACCAAAUUGACACUGUAGAAGGGCUAUUCAGCAUCUUGUUGUUGCCAGAAAAAGCAUAAGCACCAAGUGCAAUAAAUUUAGCUGAGUUGUACUUAAGUCCAUAUUAGGUGGCUCCUUAUGGGAAAGUUAAAUGAAUUGUUAAGAUAUGACAAUUUCAGUAGGUAGGCAGUAGGUGCAAAUACAACCUCUUGGUGUGGCCAAAAGAAAGUACAAACAAGGAAUGGUGCCUAGAUUUUCAGGAACUGUUUGCAACAACGUAAUAAGUGUUAUAGUCAAUAUAUACAAUUAUUUGGUUUUUCACAUGUUUUCUGAAGAAAAUUUUAUCACAGAAGGGGAUUGUCAACUUCUAAUUUUCGUAAAAAGCAAGAGUAAGCACAAAAAAAUGCUUUAGUUUUAGAGAAAAGUGUGUGCAAAGUUAAUUUUCAGUGACCAAGUUCUGAUGGGCCUGAAAAGGCGAAACUGACGUGUAUGGGGAUGCCGGCUGGCAGAUUGUUGGGACUGUUGGACUGUAGGAAUUCCCACAGUUUGGCCAGCAGACCGUGCCACCUGUCAGGCAGAACUGAUGUUUAUUGGGGAUGGCCACUCCACUGGUUGGGUUUUCAUUCAGUUUACAUACAUGCAAAGAAAAACAUCAUCACAAUGUGGUCUAAUGAUUAUGAAUUGACAAACCGAAUUAUAUGUGUGUGGGGAGCCCGUCUCAGUUCAGCCUGUUAGUCAAAACUGUACAUGUGUAGGGCUCCUUAUUUAGGGAGAAAAACAAAAAAAUUCAAUGAGAUGGUAAAUUAAUUUUUGUAGAUAGACUUCACAGAAAUAAAACUCUACUAUAAAAUAAUAAAUAGGACCACUUCAAGUGUAAAACAAAGUUUAAAUGCAGAGCUAAACAGAUAAUCCACCAGUGGAUAAUCAAGAGUUGUCUGUAAUUUUAUAUACGUAUAUAAAAUAUUAUAUAUUAGUGAUGUAUCUGAAAAAAACAAUAAAUUUUUUGAACAACUGUAAUUUCAGAAAAUUGGUAAUCCAUGUUCAAUGCCUGAACAAGAAUAUUUGCUGAAGAAUAAAAAUUAUUAAAAAGUUAGUCAUGCACCUGGUUUAAAUGCCACAUGUACAAGAACGCCUAUUUAUUUAGUUUGCUUGAACUUGGAAAAUGCUUAUGUUACCAUUCCAAUACAAAGACAUAAUUGUGUUGUAAUGAAUAAUUUCUGAACAAUACAACGAAAAAAAGUGUGUUGGAUUGUGUAGGUGUUAGAACAGUAUAGUGGGCAUGAAGACUUAAAUAUGGUCAUUAUGUACACACUGCAAUGCCAAUCAAGGACUGUGUCAUUUACCAAUAUUUUUAUGACCAUUGAUAAUGCUGAGUUUGUGAACUACAGAAGAGAAUGAAAUGUAUUUAUUUUCAUAUGUGUUCAAUAAAAAAAAGUACUUGCUAUUUUUAA
Molecule: messenger RNA, 5019 nt
Organism: Bacillus rossius redtenbacheri
Lineage: Eukaryota; Metazoa; Arthropoda; Insecta; Phasmatodea; Bacillidae
Product: SID1 transmembrane family member 1-like
Exons: 16
Coding region: 283-2619 (778 amino acids)
Biological process (GO): RNA transport
Cellular component (GO): plasma membrane; lysosome
Molecular function (GO): double-stranded RNA binding; RNA transmembrane transporter activity
Source: RefSeq, a predicted model, not a curated record